AUGUUUCCGGGACCAGGCCCUAUGAGUCGCAAGCGAUGCCACGCAGAGAUUGUGGACCUAAGUAUCGAGUCCGCUGCCGGCAAUGACGACGCUACGAAUCGCAAGCGAUUCCGUUCAGACAUCGAGGAAGAUCCCGUCCGAGUUCUCAGGAACCUGACGAGCGCGCUGCAGAAGCUCUCAAUCGAAGAUGCGGAUGAACAACAGUCGCCACCACAGCAGAGUUAUCAUGGAGUUUAUGAUAACGUCCUAGCAUCGCUUGACUCGCAAAACAAAGACAAUAAAGAAAAGCCAACUCUGAUGACGCUGCCGCGCGAACUUCGUGAUAUGAUCUACGAGUUCGCACUCACGCAGCGAGUCGAAAUCAUUGUCUGGGAGCGUCAGACCCCCACCGCGUCUGGGGCCGCGUUAUUGUGUGUCUGCAAGCAAGUCUACGAAGAGGCACUCCCUGUCUACUGCCAGCGCUCGACAUUCUUCUCCCACAGUCACGGUGUCGUCUUGUGCUGGGUCAAGCGGUUGCGGCCUCAGGUCUGCAAGUGGAUGAGGGACAUUCGUUUUGAACACACCGUUCAAGAUCCAGCCGCAUCGAAAGCGAGGUGUGUCGAGUUCAUUGCUGUGAAGAAUGUCACCAUGAAGCGUGCUCGAGGCAGAAGGGUUCUCGGGAAGGACGUGCUCAAGACCUUCUACUACACCCCUGCUGGCGAGCGCAAGCCGACAUUCUUGACACUCCCGCGUGAGCUUCGAGACAUCAUCUACGACUACGCCUUCACCCAACAGGUAGAGCUCGAGAAAGAACUCAAACCCGCGACCUCGCGCAACGCUGCCCUGCUCUGCACCUGCCGCCAAGCCUACCGAGAGGGACUGAAGCCGUACUACCAAAACACCACAUUCAUCAGCUUUGACCAUCGAUCGUUUCUGACCUGGGUUCGGACUCUUCCCUCUCGCGUUCGCAGAUGGGUGAAAGACAUGCGCCGGGUGGACUUCAGCCAACACUACGCCGAGGCGAGAACCGCUUACACCAUGGUUGUCUUCCUCUGCCGACUGGUUCGCGACAUCUCUGGCGGAGACAUUGCCGAUGGGGUAUUCAAGACGUCGUUUGUUGGCAAGGAUGACACGUUUGCGUGGUACUCGCUUGACCAAAUCUCGGGCUCGAAGAGGGUGGAGGACGUGCCGGCUUUCAGGGACUUCUAUCAUCAUCAUAGAAGACUCUAG
Molecule: messenger RNA, 1209 nt
Organism: Zasmidium cellare ATCC 36951
Lineage: Eukaryota; Fungi; Ascomycota; Dothideomycetes; Mycosphaerellales; Mycosphaerellaceae
Exons: 2
Coding region: 1-1209 (402 amino acids)
Source: RefSeq, a predicted model, not a curated record